Molecule: messenger RNA, 2552 nt
Organism: Mytilus californianus (California mussel)
Lineage: Eukaryota; Metazoa; Mollusca; Bivalvia; Mytilida; Mytilidae
Product: testicular haploid expressed gene protein-like
Exons: 9
Coding region: 138-1208 (356 amino acids)
Source: RefSeq, a predicted model, not a curated record
CACGUGUUUCAGUUAAAGGUCGUCGCUAAGUGGCGAAAAAUCGAAAGCUUUAAAUUCUUUUGAGUACAAGAUAGCACAGGCCAUGUGGUCCAUAUAAACAAUACUGGAAAUCUUCGACAAAGUGUUCCAAUUUUUACAUGGCUACAAUGGCAGACGUCAAAGGAGAACUUCGAAGGCACACUUUCCGAAGAGUGAAAGAAAACCAGGCCAAUAAACUUCCAAAUAUACCAGAGCGAAAAGGUUCACAGGACGAUCCCGAUGAAGUGGAGUACGAGAGAAUUCGACAGUCGGGAAGAGACCGUUAUAAAGAUCUUUCAAGACCAAAAGAACAAAAAAUAGAAUGGUGGACAAACGUAGGUCCAAAUGUGAUGUGGGGGACACAGGAAAUGAUGUGGCCAGUUUCCAGAAGUAUACCAGAUGCCACUGAUCGAGUUAAAACUUUAGCAUCUCCAAAGAAAAAUUUUCAAACAGGGAAAAGUUCAGGCAGACCACUGUUUUACUACAGCUGUGGACGGUCAUCUAUGGUAUGGGAGCUGAAACCUCUACAGCAACAGGCAAAUGUUAGGGUACAAGAACUUUCUAGAUCUAAAGAACUACAUAGAGAUCACCGAGAAAACAGAGAUAACGUAUACUGGAGAGAUUAUUACAACUAUAUACAACAGCGGGAGUAUUUAUACAGCUGUGGACGUAAUACACCAAUAUGGCUUGUGGGUAAAGGAGCACAACAGGCUGAAGACCGGCCUCGAACACGACAAUUGGCAGAACCUAAACAGCCACCUAAAGAAUAUGAAGGAGCACGACAAAUAGAAACAAUCAUACCAAAAUCUGCCUUGAAAGGUGAACCAAGUGAAAGAACCCAAAGUUUGUCUUUCCCUAAGAAAAGGCCUGAAGGACCAUUUAGAGAUCCUGUAUGGUCGGUUCCUGUCUCUGCAAAAAAUGCAUCUGCAACUGAACGAUGUGCUGAACUAGCUAGAUCAAAAUCAACUCCAGAUUCCUAUCAAAAACCAAAAGAUGAGAUGUGGCCCAUUUCCAAAGCAGCAAGGCGUGCCACUGCAACUCCUCGUGUGGAUGAACUAUCAAAACCUAUAGUUAGAGCGUCUAUGGACCAUGUGCAAUUUAAUCCUGAUGCAUUCUUAGUUAAAGAAACUGCUCUGAAAGGAGUUGUUCCCAAACGAAUUGAAACACUAUCUAGACCAAUAGAUAGAUAGUUUGAAAAAUUAAAUUUGUCACAUUGGAAACAGUAUUAAUUAUUUAUUUAUUAACAUUUUGGAAUUGUUACCAUCACAGUAUUAUUGAUGUUUGUUGAUAAAUAUAAAGUUACAAAUGUUUUCAAAGGUGCUAUCACCCUGUAUCUUUGUUAAUUAUUUGAAAUUCUAUGAAGCAUUUUUAAAAGAAAAGAAAUAACAAUUGAACAAUCGGAAAGCACUAUGAAAAUAUUUCAACCUUUGUAAUUAUUUAGCUGAUUAAAAACCUUUAUAACAUGUUAAGUGUAAAAUAUUACAAUAUUUCCAUACAACCAGUUUUUUUUCGUGAUUUAUUCUGAAUAUACACAUGAAACUGUUUAAAUAUGUUUUCUACUGGAUAAAAGGUGUAAAUUGUAUUUUACAACCUGACUUAUGCUUGUAAAGGAUUUUAAAUUUUUUUUAAGUAAAAGGUACAUAUUUUCUCCAUAACCUGGAGCAUUAAAUCAGUAUUAUCAUGAUUAUUGUAACAUCUGAGGAGACAGAUGAUAGUCAUCUAUUUAAGAUUAAAAUACAGUACUGUUUAAGUAAUAGAUCAUGAACAGAAAGUUUUAAAGUGUAGAACUUUGACCUUAAUAUUUUUUUUAUUUCUUUGAACAUUGUGUGGGUGUGUCUACUACAUGCAUUUUGCUAAAUCUUUUUUUACUCUUUUUACAAUUGAUCUAUCAUCAAGAACUGCCAGAAAUUGUCAUCAUUCUAAUGUUUGAACUUGAAUCUUAUGGCAAGUUGAAAUUGGUUGUGUUUAUAUGCUUCUACUCUGCAACAAGUGGAAUACUUGCUUGUUGUUACAGUAUCAUGAGUUUUAAUUGAAAUAACUUCCUAAUGAAUUGGAGAUACUUUCUACAAAGAACACUGUCAAAAUUCUGUAGUAAGACAAAAAGUACUGUCAACACAAGUAAAACUUCAUACUAAAUAUAGCUUAUACUCAAUAUCCCAGCAAAAUUGAGGGGUUAAUUUUCUGGCAUUCUAAUGUCAAUGUCAAUAUUAUUUAUCAAACUAUCAACAUUGUCAUUUUGUGAAAAAACUUUUGAGGAUGACAAUAUUAUGUUAUAAAAUUUUGAUGAUGUUAAUAUCAUGUAAUAAACUUUUGACAAUGUCAAUAUUUUGUUGUAAAACUAUUGACAUUGUACAUGUUUUGCCAUUCAUUGCCAUUUUAUUCAGGUUCGAAUAUCAUUAAAUGGAUUUUGUCAUGCUGCAAUUUGUUAUUUUCUUUGCACAUGGUUUAGGUUAUGUCUUCUUAACAUCUAUGUUAAUUUUUUUUCUCUUUGUUUUAUUUGUAUGAUGAUUGAAAAUAAAUCUGCUGUUAAGCAA